Molecule: messenger RNA, 1077 nt
Organism: Aspergillus mulundensis
Lineage: Eukaryota; Fungi; Ascomycota; Eurotiomycetes; Eurotiales; Aspergillaceae
Exons: 4
Coding region: 1-1077 (358 amino acids)
Source: RefSeq, a predicted model, not a curated record
AUGGCCUACGACCCGACAGGAUGCGCCGUUGCCGCCAUCUGCUUUCUAGUCGCCGCCUGGGCGUUUACAGGUGUGCGACUGUAUGUUCGCGUUACUAUGAGGAAGGGUCCCUUCAUCGAUGACACUCUUGCUGUCAUCUCGUUGAUCACCUUCACGGUAUACACCAUCAUAUUCGCAUGGACCCAAUUAAAGGGCUACAUCCCACUAGCCAUCACCCCCUCCCCAGCCUACGGCCGAGCAGGCCUCAAGUAUUACUUCAUCUGCGACAUCUUCUACUCCGUCGGCACCUACAUCAUGAAACUCUCCUUCACCUGCACACUGCUAACCCUCACGCAAACACGCGCCCAAUUCCUCGUCCUCUCCGUCGUCAUGGUCGCCGGCGGGAUCAUCACCGCCGCCGCCUGCAUCCACGCAGCCCUCUUCUGCAAACCGACCUCCUACCACUGGAACCGCUUCGCCAACCCGCUGGCCGAAGGCCACUGCGACGCCUUCUGGUCCCGCAUGACCGCGACAAUGGUGCAGUCCGUCUGGAUCAUGAUCGCGGAUGUGGUGCUGGGCCUGGUCGUCCCGUUCAUGCUGCUGCACCGCGCGACGAUGUACUACAAGACGAAGAUGAGUAUAAGGGUUUUGUUGGGGUUGGGUUCGAUAGCAAGCGUCACAACCGUCAUCCGCCUCGUGUACCUGAGCAUCGCCGCCGCAGACCCCACAAUCACCUACGCCAUCGUCCCCAUGGCCUUCUGGUCGCUCAUCGAGCACGGCGUUAGUAUCCUCUGCGCGUCAAUGACGACCUGGAAGCCGCUGUUCGUGAAGCUGGGGAUUGUGGACGCGCGCGACGACCACGGGCCUGUGCAUGUUGGCUUCAACACGGCGGACCGCGAGGCGUUCGGGACGCAGUCGACCACGCUGAAUAAUGGGAGUGAGGGGCAGAUGGCCGAGUCGGAUAGCGGUAAGAGUGGCUGGAAGAAGUCGUUUGUGAGGCUGUUUCCGGAUAGGAAGAGGAGUGAGAAUGGGAGUGGGGGGAGUGGUCGGGUUGAGGUUGGGAUUCGGGAGGCGCUUGGGGGGUCCGGGGGUGCGUAG